AAAACACCGCCCCCUAUACUUUUGGGUGGCAGAGAGAUCGAGAGAGUGUAUACUUAGCGUCCCAUAUCCACUGCCCUGCUGUUUGUUUCGGCUCAUAGUCGGGAACCGAUGAGUGCCCACUACAAGGAGUUCGACGAGGUUGCCAGCGGGUACUACGGAGGACAGCUUCUGUAGAGAGAGAGAGAGCGGGUGCGUCCCUGUCAUUAGCUCGUCCAAAAUGGCCAGGAACUUAGAAUACUUGCCCCUGCGCCGCUUGGCUCCCCCCUCUUAUGGUGUGUCUGGCUACGGACUAGGAGGAGGAGGAGGAGGAGGAGGGGAGGAGGGGGAGGGGGAGGAGGGGUGGGGAUGGACACUGAGAUCCUUGUAAGAGAAGUCCAAGACAACACACAACACUUCAGCAGCAAUGUUGCCAGUCUGGAGAGGAAGAUGAAGCUCCUCAACACUGCCCAGGACAGUGUCAGACUACGGGAAGAAAUCAUCCAGUUGUCAAAGGACACGGUCCAACUGGCCAAGAUCACCGACACUUCGCUCAAGAAACUCAACCAGCUGACGUCCGGGAAUGGACAGUCUGAAAGAAUGGUGUACGGUCGACUGGCAAAAGCCUUUCAAACCUCUCUACAAAAAUUUCAGCCACUACAACAGAAUGUAGCUGAUCUUGAGCAGGACAUGCUGACCAGGGCUCGCUCUGGUUCCUCCAGCAGAGGCCCCAGAUUCCUCAGUUUCCAGCCAGAGUCACUGGAAAGCAGAAAGCCACUUGUCCAUCACGACAGGUCUGAUUUCUCCCAGUGUAUACAUGUUGGGUAAUUGGCACAAUAGUGCCCCAAGUUUUUGUACGAAUAAUAACCACAGGACAAUAAUUUACUUACUAGUUUCCAUGGUAACUCUUUGGGCACUGUACUUCCCAGCUAUAGUCAGGAUAAUCCGUUGGUCUGUCCUUCCCUCCAC
Geodia barretti is the source of this 945-nucleotide messenger RNA. The record is from the annotation of a GenBank genome assembly. Lineage: Eukaryota; Metazoa; Porifera; Demospongiae; Tetractinellida; Geodiidae.